UGAAGCAAACAGCCAAUCAGAGGAGCGGUUCUACCGUCAUGCGCUGCGUGCACCCGCAUCUCCACUGCACAGACACAGCAGCAGAAAAAAGCAUUUUACAUACCAAGAUUUCGUGAAUGGAUUGAUCGGUGGAUGAUUUAAAUGCACAGUCGCCGUUUUGUGAAGAGGAUGUGGAUUUUCACUCAAGGUUGGACAAUCAACAGGAACACCAUGGACUUUGGAAUUAUUAGCCUAAUGCCCUGACCAUGCGCUCACAGCAAAGUUUCAUGUCAUUUCUGAAUAAAGACGAAGCUGUACCCAGCAAAGACCACGAUCGUCUUUGCUGUCGGAAAUGCCGCUUUUCAACAAAAGACAUCGGUCUGUUCCGUAGACACGUGGCUCAUCAUAACGAGGUGACGUUCUCCUGUGCGCUCUGCAGCCAUGUUUCCUUUUCCAAAACAGAGUCUCAGAAACACGUCGUCUCACAUACUGGCUCGUACCCAUAUAGAUGUAGCUUCUGCUCGUAUGGAGCCGUGCGAAGAGAUUACAUGGUGAAGCAUAUUAAUCGUUUACACAAGGGGCUUAAGGAAAAAGACUUCAUAACAAAUUUCGAUAUAACCAUCCCAACCGGAGAACUCCCAUCUGUCACUGACAUUCAAAGAACAUCCGGUUGGCCUGAAAUGACAGAGCAUUGUAUGAAUCCCAGCACAGCUGCUCUACCUAAAGGAAACGCACAGGUCGGAUACCCUGGUGGAACUCAGCCUAGGACCAGUACGUCAUCUGCUAUUGCCAAAACUAACAGUAGAGAUGCACGCUUGACUUGCUAUACGACAACACAGUGCGUCACUAACGCCACACCUGGCGUUCCUGUUGCUAAGAUGAAGUUUAGAGGUGCUGUUCCCAGCUGUGCUCCCAAUAUAAGUCACUCAAUAGGCAACCAUCAAGUGCAAGUGGUUCUAAGAUCAGGGCAAGAAAAUGGAAAUCUAUCAGGUUCUUUGGUCAGCGGAAAUUGUCAAAGUAAGGUGGGUAAUAGUAAACCAGAAAAGCCCAUUCAGAAAGCAGCAUUUAAAGGAGUCCCUGCUGGUUUUACAGAACCACCUUUGAGAAGCCAAAGGAGUGGUGUUCCAGAAAAGCCAAUCCAUUCCAAAAUUGUUCCCAAAGUCCAGGUCAGACUGCCUGUUGAAAUGAACAGCCCACUCAGGCCUCUUCUCAAUAUGACAGCAGGGGCAUUAUCCCAGAAAAAUGUUGCAGUUCAGAGCAUCCAAACCAAUCCGAUGGUUGGUCAGUCCUUGCCCGCAAUAAACAAUUUGACACCACAGAAAAUGACUGCGGUGCUUUCUAACAGUCCAAUAACACAUUCUGAAAGACAUCUGCUGGUUUCCACGCAGAAAGAACAAACUACAGAAAAGAGCCACCAGCCAAAGACAAAUCCUAGAAUUUUCAUAGGGUCCUCAACGGAGAAUGCAAGUUCACUGUCUAGUGUCCAAGUGGAACUGUUAGCUCCUUUAAAUCAGCCCAUUCAGCACAACAAGCCUUUGACUGUGUCUUGUCCAGAGGAGAUAAAUAUUCCUGCUGGCUGUUUGGUUGAGUUGGUUGAGGUGAAAAAUGUCAAUGGAACUCGGGAACUGGAGCUGCGGCUAAUACCAUCUAAUGGAAUUCCACAAGACCCGAAGGACACUGUGGAGAGUCCUUCACCAGUCGCCACUGCAAACAAACUGUCAUUCAAAUGUCAAGUUGCCCCUGAGUCUACAGCUGGUCCAUCUAAGUCUUGUCCUAAGGAAAAAACGCAGCCACCUUUAGCAUGCACUGACUUUCAAACUAUCAAAAAAACUCUUCAUCCAGUACACAAACCAAAGUGUUCUUCAGUUCAAACCACGAACAAGCAGAAGCCGAAAAGCAACGGCCCACCUUUCAAACCCCCAGUGGCAGCUGGUGAGGGUACAGAAUUGAGUUCUGAAGGUCUUCCUGUAAUCUCAUCAGUUUUCUCUCUCUGUCCCACACCUACAUCAACUCGAAGUGUCUCUCAAUUCGAGGCAGAAUUUCAUGACAGCACCUUGAAAACAAAUCUGCAACUAAUCAAACUACAGGGACAGUUGAAAAUAGUUUCAGGUGCUGAUUGUAAGAUGGCAGUGACAAAAAAGUUAAAAGAAAACAUGCCCAGCACAGAAAAGUCAGUGGUCUGUAGUCUUAGGAUUAAAAAGGAGGCAGAAACCGAAGAGAAACACAAAGUUGACGAUUUGGAGCCAAAGGUUGAAAUUCUUGAAGACACCGCCACAACUGAGGCUUGUGGUGGUCAAGAGAAAACUGUGCCUGGAAGAAAACCCAACACGCUUAAGAAAUCUUCUAAUCUUAACACAAGUGAUUUGACAGAAAAUACAAAAAGCCCUUUGAAAGUGGCUAUGACAUCCAACAUAGACGACAUUUCAGACAAAGACAAGGGAGAUUCUCCAUCGCCGUCUGGAAGCGACCCCGAUAGACGUAUUUGCCGUGGCUCCCUCAUGUAUCCCAAAGUAACUUUGCAAAGGAUUCCGAGUUCACUCCUAGAAUCCACCAAGAAGGUGCCAAACGCACCAACACGGGAGGAGAGUUUGACGGCACGGCCUGUUCUCUACUGCACGUUAAGCAACCAGAACGUGUCCGGAGGCCAUGAAGGAGCUAUCAAGCUGAUUUUAAAGAGAGACUUCCAUGAUAGUCAAGACCAAAACCACCAUGCACCUCCUCGUAAAAAACACAAGAAGGAUAAAAUGAAAAAACGCAAGCCACCACCGGUUGUGAUGGACUUUCAAAAUGUUUUGCCUAAAGGUCAUGAACUGAGGUUAACACCUCUGAAUGAGGACCAGCUUGUCAAGUUUCCUGGUCCUAACCAACCUGUUGUGGUUCUAAAUCAUCCAAAUCCUUUAGUUCACAUGGUCAGCGUCGGUGUCCAAACCCUGAAAAACUAUAAGUACAUACAUCCGGUCCAUCGCAUGCAGGAACAGACGGAGGUUUCAGUUAGCAAACAGCCUUCAUUCAAGAUGAAACUCAAAAAGGUACACGGACAAAAGUACCAGGUAAUAGAAUUGGUUCUCAGAGGAGUCUCUGAAAAACUGCUCUAGUAUUGUCGACCAAGUAUAUAUCGCUGCAGCCCGGAGACUGCAGGUAGGAGGACCUUAUGCCACAAAUGGGAGGAGCUUAUGCCGCAAGUAGGAGGGAUUUCAGAAAUGUACAAGUAGGAGGAGUUUACGCUUCAAAUGGGACGGUGGUGAAUCCUCUGGAAGUUUGUACAGCCCACUUGCGGCUAAAGCUCCACCCACUUGCUGCUAACCCACCCAUUUGCAGCUGGCUCCGACCUCCGUUUAUACCCCUUUCUUGUCGACUGCUGUUUCAUACUUGUACAUAUUUGUGUUUAAUAAAAGAGCCGUUUUAAAGGGUACAUGUAUGGCUUAAUAGAUUAACAUUGGCUAUAUGAAAGUUAAGUUAAAAACAGGACACAUUUCAGCGUCAUAAACUUUUCAUUUGGAAACUGCCAUUUUGUUGACAUCACAAUUCAUAGUCGAGGUACCCUUUAAAACCUCUUUUCUAUGUUUGAGAUGUUUAACUUGUGUCACUGAAGUUUCUUAUUUUCUUUCCCUGAUGACAAUAAAAAAAAAACAAACGUAUUAAUAUAUUAUCUUACAAAAAAUCGGAGCAAAUCAAAAUUCAUUCAUUUAGAAUUCAAGUGUUUUUGGUCUUUAGGCUAAUUCCGAUUUGCAGACAAUGUGUAGCAUCAUUUCCAGUUCUUGCAUUAUAUUAUUGAUUGUGUUUUACAACCUCAUAGACUGUCAUGAAAUCUGUGCCAAUAUAUAUUCAUACUCCGUGCAGAACUAUAGACCAGUAAUGAAGAGAUUUUAAACAUCGUGCCAAUGCAGUUGUCUAUUUAUAAGAUUAUAUGUAUCCAUUUAUCAUAAUUGUACAGCGUCUUUUCAUACCACUAAUUUGUUCAUGUACUCUUGAAUCUGUUCUGCCCGGUUUUGAUAUGUGCUGACAGAUUGACGUUCAGAGUCCAUAAAUAUAUUUCUGCACAUUGCUUGUUAAAGCUUUUGUGUCUUGUGAAUGUUAAAUGUUAUCUGAUGUUGUUUUUCCUGAGCUGUGUAUAUUAAAUCACUGUUUCACCAUC
This is a messenger RNA of Paramisgurnus dabryanus, 4114 nucleotides long. It is a transcript of the gene znf518b, whose product is annotated as zinc finger protein 518B. The record is from RefSeq and is a predicted model, not a curated record. Lineage: Eukaryota; Metazoa; Chordata; Actinopteri; Cypriniformes; Cobitidae.